Messenger RNA from Neoarius graeffei (lesser salmon catfish), 2396 nucleotides. It is a transcript of the gene shox2, whose product is annotated as shox homeobox 2. NCBI's taxonomy places the organism in Eukaryota, Metazoa, Chordata, Actinopteri, Siluriformes, Ariidae. Gene Ontology annotation, molecular function: sequence-specific double-stranded DNA binding; DNA-binding transcription factor activity, RNA polymerase II-specific. Gene Ontology annotation, cellular component: nucleus. The coding region runs from base 325 to 1191 and encodes 288 amino acids. Gene Ontology annotation, biological process: regulation of transcription by RNA polymerase II. The record is from RefSeq and is a predicted model, not a curated record. The transcript has 5 exons.
UCCCCGCGACGAGUCCAGGAACCGGCCCACAUCUCCGAGCUGUCGAGCAGAGCGCGAGCUCCGAGAGUUUGCAGCCCGCAUCAGCUCGAGAGAAGGAAAGAAAACACACACACACACACACACACACACACACACACACACACACACACACACACACACACACAGAAUAAGCGCCAUUGAUGUCUUGUCUUAUAGACUGUUGAGAAACUGAGCUUGCCAAAGUGAGUGAGAAGAGAAGAGAAAAGAAGAGAGGAGAGGAGAAGAGAAGAGAAGACUGGCGGGGUUUAGUUUUCCUUCUUCUUCCUCUUCUUCUUGGGACCAGUGAUGGAAGAACUCACUGCUUUCGUGUCCAAAUCCUUUGAUCAGAAAGUGAAAGAGAAGAAAGAGGCGAUCACGUACCGGGAAGUGCUGGAGACGGGCUCGGCGGCGCGAGCCAGGGAAGCGCUCCCGGUUGAAGCAGGGCGCGAGGACGCGAGCAUUCUAGCGCGAGGAGCCGUCGCGCGCUCACCGGUCAGAGAAGCGGACAUGACGGGGCCGGAGAGGACAAGGGACACGGGGAGCCCCAAACUUACAGACGGCAUCCUGGACGUGAAAGAACGCAAAGAGGACGCCAAGCCGACAGAGGACGAGACGCAGACUAAAAUCAAGCAGAGGAGAAGUCGGACUAACUUUACUCUGGAGCAGCUGAACGAGUUGGAGAGGUUGUUCGAUGAGACGCACUAUCCGGAUGCGUUCAUGCGCGAGGAGCUGAGUCAGCGGCUCGGGCUGUCCGAAGCGCGCGUGCAGGUUUGGUUUCAAAACAGGAGAGCCAAAUGCAGAAAACAGGAAAAUCAGUUACACAAAGGGGUGCUCAUCGGAGCUGCGAGUCAGUUUGAAGCGUGCCGCGUCGCGCCAUAUGUCAACGUGGGAGCUUUGCGCAUGCCAUUCCAACAGGUGCAGGCGCAGCUGCAGCUGGACAGCGCCGUGGCCCACGCGCACCAUCACCUGCACUCUCACCUGGCGGCGCAUGCGCCGUACAUGAUGUUCCCUGCGCCGCCGUUCGGCUUGCCUUUGGCCACACUGGCGGCGGAAUCCGCCUCGGCGGCGUCGGUGGUGGCCGCAGCGGCCGCAGCCAAGAACAACAACAAGAACUCGAGCAUCGCGGACCUGAGACUGAAGGCCAAAAAGCACGCGGCGGCGCUCGGACUGUGACGCGCCGGCGUGCUCGCGCACGCGCACGCACGCAUGCGCACACUUCCCACUCACAAUACUCGGACAAUUUAUUUAUACUCUCUAAUGAAGGACACUCCAGAAUAAAGGCUUAUUUAUGACAUGAACAACACAAACUGUGAAAAGCCUGUCACGGACACAGGUUGCUCUCAUGGACGAACCGGAAGCGGAAACAUUUGUCCAAGACAAACAUGUGAUGGGUAACGCAGCUGGGACACGUUCGACUCUUGUGUGACAAAGCGAGCACUUUCUGCGUAGUUUACUGUUUGAAUAUCUACAUUAUUAGUUACCUUUGAGGAAAAAAGAAAGUUAAAAAAAAAAAGAGGCUGGCCUCGUUUUAUCUGAAACAGUUUCUGGUGAAAAGGACACUCACCUAUGGAUGUCUGUGCGCAAGGACAACAACAACAAUCAUAUUAAAGCUUCUUUUUCCUAUUAAACGUGCCAUCACCCGAGCUCAGUGUCGCAGUGUGUUAUGACGUCAGCGCACUCACGUGAAAUCAGUACCCAGUUCAGAUGGUGAACUUGGACACCUUAAACGAUUUUGUUUGGGGAGGGGUUCUCGAGCCAGUGGACGUUUGGGGAAAACUUAACAAAAAAGAAAACUAUCACACAUUUUAAACACACUUUAAUUAUUAUUAUUAUUAUUAUUAUUAUUAUUAUUAUUAUUAUUAUUAUUGAGUGUAUGGUGAACUUAAUCCCAUAUCAGGUCUUUAUCCAAUACAGAGCAGAGUGUCCACUUUGGUUACAGUUUACACUGAGGUCCAAGUGUUAAUGUACAGAUCCAGAUCCAGAUGUUUUAGCUCCUGGGCGCAUUCGGUACGGGAACAUGUACAGUUUGUCAAAAUGGAAAGAUAUUUUGGUUAUUUUGUGCUUCAUGAAGAUAUUGUUGGAACACUUGUGGGCUUUUUUUUAAUUAUUAUUAUUAUUAUUAUUAUUAUUAUUAUUAUUAUUAUUAUUAUUAUUAUUCACACCGUGUGUUGAUAAUCAUGUGGAUCUCUAUGUAAUGUUGGUGGGUUGUUUUUUUGUUUGUUUGUUUGUUUUUUUGUUUGUUUUUAUAAAAUGAACGUACCUCGACUGCAGGCUCGGAUCUCCUGGAAUAUCCCUAAAAUACCUUUUACCAUUUAAAAAAAAAAAAGCAAAAAACAAAUUAUAAUUUCGUCAUUACUGUGAAACGUGAACUCACCUGA